Molecule: messenger RNA, 2236 nt
Organism: Wyeomyia smithii (pitcher-plant mosquito)
Lineage: Eukaryota; Metazoa; Arthropoda; Insecta; Diptera; Culicidae
Gene: Wdfy2
Product: WD repeat and FYVE domain-containing protein 2
Exons: 5
Coding region: 343-1569 (408 amino acids)
Molecular function (GO): protein binding; metal ion binding
Source: RefSeq, a predicted model, not a curated record
GUUCGAGAACUUGCUAACUUCGACUGUAAAGUUAUUUGAAACUGUCAAAACAUUCGACAGAAUAUUUGCAAAAUAAAGAGGAUUAGUUAUCAUUUCUGCCUAAAGCGUGCUAAGUUACCAAGAAAAAUAUCAAUUUCAUAGGUUUAUAGUUAAAUUGACUAUUCAGCUACAUCAUUCAGUGUGAGCGUUUCCAGAAAAAUUUGCUUUGUCAACAUAAAAGACAAUAACACCAGUGAAAUUAUCUCACCAGGAAAAGUGCGUUUAGUGUUUUCGUUUUCCUGUUUAGUUAGAUUCUAGUUCUACGGGCGGUCACGACUGAUUGGCGAACCUGAAGCGCAGAGAAUGGCUGCUGAAAUUAAACCAGCGCCCCGCAGUGCAAAUGAUCGUUUUUGCACCACCAAAAAGCCGGAGCUGCUGAACAAAUUAGAAGGUUGCAAUGAUGACGUGAACGCAGCGCUGCUAAUUCCUGGAGAGGAAGGUGUUAUCAGUGUUUGUGAUGACAAGACUAUUCGAGUGUGGUUGAAGCGUGAUUCCGGCCAGUAUUGGCCAUCCAUUUGCCAGUACAUGCCGUCUGGAUGCACGUCUCUUUACUACACGCCCGAAACGAGAACGUUGUUUAUCGGACAGGAAAACGGCACCAUUUCACAAUUUAUCUUGUCCGACGAUUGCAACAGGUUAACACCGAUCAGGGAGUAUCUUGCUCAUCAGGCUCGUAUUACAAAUGUUAUCUUCGCCAAACACACCGGUUGGAUUUUGUCUGCUGGGCGUGACAAGUUUUUUGCUUUUCAUAGCACAGAGACUGGCGAGCGUUUGGGAUGCUUCACGUUCGAAGCCAUGUGCACUGCGAUGCAGUAUGAUUGUCUUUCGAAGUACGUUUUCGUAGGCGACUACAGCGGUCAAAUUACGAUGCUUAAACUCAGUAACACGGGAGCUACUGUGGUAACAACGAUGAAGGGUCACGCUGGCUCUGUGCGUGCUUUAUAUUGGGCUGAAGGGCCGCAGUUGUUAUUCAGUGGUUCAUAUGAUCAAACCGUAAUAGUAUGGGACGUUGGAGGUAAACGAGGAACUACCUAUGAAUUGCAUGGACACAAUAACAAGGUAUCGGCUCUAACCUACGCCAGCAACACGCAGCAGCUCAUCUCGGCAGGCGAGGAUUCCGUGAUAGUAUUUUGGGAAAUGAAUGCCAUGCGGAAGGUGGCCCCUGAGUGGGUCGAAUCAGACACCUGUCAGUUAUGUACGCGUGCAUUUUUCUGGAACCUGAGGGCAAUGAUCGAUCAGAAGCAGAUUGGUAUCCGACAGCAUCACUGCCGCUACUGCGGAAAGGCGGUGUGCGAUAAAUGCUCGACCAAUCGUAUUAACAUACCCAUCAUGGGCUUUGAAUUUGAUGUUCGCGUGUGCGAAGGAUGCUUCCAGCGACUGAAGAGCGAGGAGCGACCCUCCCUCGCGACUUUCCACGAUGCCAAACAUAGUAUCGUGGCGAUGGACCUGGAUGAACCGAAGAAAAGACUGCUCACCGUUGGCCAGGAUCGCAUUAUUAAAAUCUGGGAUUUGACCUCAAUUUGGCCCUAAGGAACGUCGAUUCCUUGCUUUCCACACGGCCGGUAAGAAUGCGGUUUAGGGUAUUUCUCCCCCGAUUUAUGAUACAAUGAGUUAGACAUUUGGCUUACUAAAUUUCUUGAGUGGAACAUAAUUCACUGUACUAUUUGCACCCUCUCACAGCCAUCGUUAUUAGGGCGUGAAAAGCAUUGUUUUUUCUUCACGAAUAUUUAUGAACGCCUAGUACAAGGGAGUCGUUUAACGAGUGAAGUUUCUAUUGUAGUGGAAGUAAAAGUAAUUGACUUUUUAUAAAUAUAUAAACAGUUAAAAAAAAACAACAGUAAAAGUUUGCGGUACCUAUGUUGAUUUGAACAGUGCUAUAAGAAUUGUAUUGUUGUAAACAAAUUAAUACAUGUAGUUAUUAUAAUUGAAUUCGAUUAUUAACAAAAAUCGCAUACUGAAAGAUUGGCAGGAAGCUUCAGUAAAUAUACCAACGUAUGCGAGGGGAACCCCGUUAAAUGUAACCUAACUGUAAACUUCAACAAUAAAAUAUAACAAUAGUGGAAAAUAUCAAGGCUUCGUAAUUAGCUUUUGAAAAUCUAUUAUAUUCGUAAUAUUGCAUCAGAGCGCAAUGGAGUUUGUUUUAUUUUCAAAUUGUAUUUAAUGUUAUUUUUUUGCAAAUAUACUUUUAAUGCUAGCA